This is a messenger RNA of Folsomia candida, 1095 nucleotides long. RefSeq names its product ATP-dependent RNA helicase HrpA. The record is from RefSeq and is a predicted model, not a curated record. The transcript is spliced from 7 exons. Bases 1 to 1095 code for a protein of 364 amino acids. NCBI's taxonomy places the organism in Eukaryota, Metazoa, Arthropoda, Collembola, Entomobryomorpha, Isotomidae. Gene Ontology annotation, molecular function: RNA binding. Gene Ontology annotation, cellular component: intracellular anatomical structure.
AUGUUGGCAACCAAUAGAGUGAAAGUUCCAAUCGACAAGUAUAAGGGCCUGAUUUUGGACCUCAUUUCCGGGCACGAUGUUGUAGUCAUCAAUUCUAGUACGGGAUCUGGGAAGACGACACGGAUUCCUCAGUUUAAACUGAACGAGAACGAGGGUGAUAGGGUGCGGCCUGUAAGACUGGAAAUAACUCAACCACGACGGGUGGCGAAGACAAAAUCCGUACAACGAGACGCCGCUGAGUUGGGGGUCGAAGUCGGUAAAGGGGUCGUUGGAUAUCAGAUUCGCCAACUUGAAGAUCCGGAUUGGCAAAUCAAAGUCAUUUUGCUAUCUGCAACAAUGAGUAUUACCAAAUUUAAGGAUUACUUCAGUCAUAAAGUAGUUGGCAAGUUAGAAAUUCCUGCUUCGGAAAAAUUACAACCCAUCAAAACCUACUUUAUUGACGAUCUGGAGAAAAUGACACCUGAAGGGAUUUCAGACGAUGAUCAAUCUGCGGUAUUCAAGCCUACAGAGUACUCAUACCAGAGAAAAAUUAUACUGGGGACAAAUAUUGCAGAAAGUUCUAUUACAGUUGAGGAUAUCAGAUAUGUGAUCGACUUUGGACUAACCAAGUAUAUGAAGUUUGACCUAAAUACAACUUUUUCUGGACUCGUAACAGACCUCGCUUCUCGCCACCAGUGCAUUAAACGGGCCGGCCGAUGUGGUAGAAUGGGACCAGGAUAUUGCUUCCGCUUGGUCACCAAAGAAUUUUAUGAAUCAACAAUGAAAGAAGAAUCGUUCGCAGAGAUGCAGACUUGUGGCGUUGGGCUGGCGUUUCUUCAUCUCAAGAAGCUCAAGCUGGGAAAUCCUCUGGAUCUAUUUAGUCAAGCUAUUCAUCCCCCAGACUUGAAACACAUUUCCGCUGCUGUGUUAUCGCUUAAGAAGUGUGGAGGACUUACAUUGCUCAAAGCGGAUCGAUCGUACAGUGCAACGGACGGGGAAAUAACGACUAUUGGUCACCUUUCAAGUAGCUUAUCAUGCGAUCCCAGACAGGCAAGAGUAAUUGCAUUUGGGCAUAUUUUUGGGAUGCUCAACGAGUCCAUAGUUUUUGAUGAGUAA